AUGCAUGUUGGCGCCGACGGUGGUGAAGAUUCAAGGGAACCCAGGGAAGCACCAGAAGAUGCAAGAGAAGAGAACGGUGACAAGGGAUCUACGGCAGGGGAGGUAGAUGAAGAGUCGGCCGAUUCUUGCUCAGAAGUGAACGCAAACGAGGCAGAGGUUGACAAUGUGUCCGAGUGGUCUCCCGACCACUCUUCUGAAGAGUCGGACAGCUCCUCGACAAGCAGCUCGUCCGUCCCCAAGCAUACCUACACCCUCUACUGCAUGAUGUCCACCAUGCACAUGAAUACGCUCAGAUUGGCGGAGGACACAGGAGAGCGGGACGUGGUGAGGAUAUAUCAAGUGCAGAGGAAGUUCCUCGCUAGGAAGUCGACACAAGUUUUGAAGACUCCCGCAGAGCAUACAUGGCGUAAGUACAUCUUCCAAGAUGUACUCAGACGGAGGCUCCUCAAAUGGAAUGGCGGACGUCAUGACGGUGAUGAUGAUGAUGUUGAGAGAGAGUUGUAUGUUUCUUAG
Molecule: messenger RNA, 513 nt
Organism: Ostertagia ostertagi
Lineage: Eukaryota; Metazoa; Nematoda; Chromadorea; Rhabditida; Trichostrongylidae
Source: the annotation of a GenBank genome assembly